AUGGCAGAAAUUUACAAACUGAUACAUCCUGUUAAAUAUUUUAAUGAUUAUAUUUCUCGAAAUGUUCGACCGGACGGAAGGAAAUUUAAUGAACAUCGAAACAUAAAAUUGAAUGUUAAUUCCAUUAAAGCUUCAGAAGCCAGUGGAGUAGUAAAAUGCGGGAAUACAACGGUUAUAUGUGGCAUAAAAUUGGAGUUAGCCACACCAAAGGCAGAAGAACCGGAUUCAGGUUAUUUAGUCACAAAUGUGGAGUUGCUUCCUUUAUGUUCAUCCAAAUUUAGGCCAGGUCCACCAUCUGAUUAUGCUCAGGUCAUAAGCAACACUGUAUCAGAUAUAGUUAUCAAUUCAGAAUGUGUCAACUUAAAGGACCUCUGUAUUGUAUAUGACAAACUUGCUUGGGUUUUAUAUUGUGAUAUUGUUUGUAUAGAUAAUGAUGGUGGUCUGGUAGAUGCUUGUGUAAUGGCCUUAAUAUCAAGUCUGAAGACAUUAACUCUGCCGAAUGUCACAUAUGAUCCAGAAACGGAAGAUAUUAAAGUUGAUAUAACAGAAAGAUCACCUUUAAAAGUAAAUGGUCUACCAGUUGCAACUAGUUUUGCAAUUUUUCCAUUUUUUGAAAAGAGUAUAUUGUUAACUGAUCCAUCGGCUUAUGAAGAGGAUAUGUGUGGGGGAAAUGGUGCUAAUUUAAUAGUUUGUUGGAAUAAAGGAUUUCUUUGUGGAACACAGAAGUUUGGUGGUAGUACAUUAUCAAUAGAAGAUGAAAAAGAGGCUUUAAAAAUAGCUAAACAAAGGACUAAGCUUGUAGAAAAACUUAUUGAAACAUGCAUUGAUAAUGAAAGUAAAUAA
This is a messenger RNA of Parnassius apollo (apollo), 843 nucleotides long. The record is from the annotation of a GenBank genome assembly. Lineage: Eukaryota; Metazoa; Arthropoda; Insecta; Lepidoptera; Papilionidae.